Messenger RNA from Desarmillaria tabescens, 2420 nucleotides. RefSeq lists its product as uncharacterized. The record is from RefSeq and is a predicted model, not a curated record. NCBI's taxonomy places the organism in Eukaryota, Fungi, Basidiomycota, Agaricomycetes, Agaricales, Physalacriaceae. Bases 75 to 2318 code for a protein of 747 amino acids. The transcript is spliced from 15 exons.
CUUGAUUGUGUGCCAGUUGGAUGGCGAGAGUCCUGAUGACUAAGCACAUUGAACUCUGUCUGUAGCCAACGUCGAUGGACUCGGACCCGCUUCGCGAUGAGGAGGCAGGCGUCCCUCCGCAACAACCGCGACGGCGCUCGUUCUCAUCCGCCAUUGUUCUCAUGGUAAUGCUCUUCUUGUUCACCAGCCACAAUGGCGACGAAUUUCUCGCAAGACACCAGUACCAGAACGCGCUACAAUCACUGACGUAUCAGCUUUCCAACUUUACUGCCUGGAUGAAUGGGACGGAGACCAAUUUCUCUGUGCCAGAUCGAGAGCCGUCUGUCACUUCUCUAUUGCAUGAAUUCAUCCCGGUGCAUCUGCCUCUGGACCCUCUAUACUCCUCAUACUACUCCAAUGUCACUGGAUUUAUUCGGGGAAGCUCGGCGUUUUUCAACAUCACGCCCUCUUUCUUGUCCACAGUUUCCUACCCUUGGAGGAAUGCCGCAGAGUCUUUCAUGGCCGAGGUAAACGAAACAGAGGUCCUUGAAAGAGCUGGGACGUGGAACUGGACCGCCUCCCGGAGAAUUGCCCUCAGCGUUUCGGAGAAGAAGCAUUCACAAACGUCGGCAAUAUCUGAGGACCUCGUUUUGAUUAAUGGCCGGAUAGAAUUGACAGACGAAAAUUCGAAGGAGGACUUGAAGUUUGAUUUCGAAGGAGUGCACUUCAUGCCCAAUGGCUCAAUAUACGGGUUUGCGGAACCAUCGGGGAGAAAUAUAGACAUCAGGCUUUUGCCUUCCCUUGUGCCAGAAGAUCGGAAAAACCAGACGGCACACUUUGUGGAACCUGAGCUUGCAUCAAAACUGAAAAAACUUAAGAAUAUGAUUGACGCAGGCGUCAUCGAGCAUGAACCGACGCCUCAAGAUGAAACUUCGACGUGUCCAUUCGCUCUAUAUGCGCAGAUAGACCCAGUUAGUAUCUCAGAACAUGACAUGCAACAACUGGAGGAAGAAAUGCAGCACCCAAAGGGUCUCCCCACCGUAUCUCCCCCAAAACUUUCUGUGUCAGGCAUCUUUAUCAGCAAGGAAUGCGGUAUCAUGUUUGAAAUCCGGGAAACCGAGGGACUGAGGUCUCGCACGUUCUUUCGCAAGGUUACGACAUAUGCAGGAAGCGCAACAGUGAUCUAUUUUAUACUUCUUUUUGUCCUAGCGCGGCAAAUGGAGCGGAGUCGUACCCCUUCCGGGAUAUCGCGAGUGUCCCGGUGGACGUUCUUCACACAAUCCACUAUCGAUUCAGUUUCUUUCGCUGGUCAUAUCACUUUUGCUAUUAUAGCAGAAGGCCGGCCAUCUCUCUCUCUUACAGCACCGGCUUUUUUGGCUUGUACCAUGUUUGUUUACGAGGCGCAAUUUUCUGUUCUUAUACACCAAAUUCAGAUGCCCGAAGACACCGUUGAAUCUGCGCCUGCCCCAACUACCGCUACUAUGCCAGAGCGUACUAAUAAUAUUCCACCACCCGCGGCGACUCCUGCGAACCCGGCGGCGACGACGACAGCAGCCCCUAAUCUAUCCUUUUGGGCAUUUGCCAUCCAACAUCUGAGGUCCGACCCAGGUGCCAGACUUUGGAUCACAAUGUUCAUUUUUCUAACGUUCAUCGUUCGAGUUAUCCUAUCGCCCACGCUAUCCCUUAUGUUCGUUGCUCUCACGUACUCGUCUAUCUGGCUGCCUCAGAUUAUUCGCUCCAUCCGCCGGGGUCGCUCAAGUGGAUUUUCGAAAGAAUACGUAAUAACUACGACAGUCUGUAGGCUUUACCUUGCAAUGUAUUUCCUUGCUUGUCCAAAAAAUGUUCUGGACGUUGAUCCUCGCUCUUGGUCAUACUACCUCGCUGCUUUUGUAUGCCUCCAGGCCCUCAUAGUCGUCCUUCAAGACGAACUCGGCCCAGCUUUCUUCCUUCCCGCAAAGUAUGCCAUUGUGAAGACCUACGAUUAUCACCCAGUACUACCGCUUCCCGAUCCUGAGGCGCCGGAACAAUCGCUCGGAGAUUGUGUAAUCUGUCUGGAUGCUAUCCUAAUAGAGUCGCCUUUGUCACGGAAGAGAAGGUCGACUGAUGAGAAGCAUGAUGACUGGGAUACCCGGAGCACAGCAAGCAAACGGAAAAUAGCGAAAGGCAUUGAUCCAAGCGGGAUUCUAAACGCUGUCCAAGCUGGCGUUGGAAACGCUGUUGCGAGGAAAAACUACAGUCUUGCGCCAUGCCAUCAUCUUUUCCACACUGAAUGUCUUGAGAAGUGGCUUGCUAUCAAGAACAUCUGUCCGCAAUGUCGUCGACCUCUUCCACCUCUAUAGUAGAUCCUGGAUAUAUUUAUUUGAUGUUGGAAUUGGAUUAACACACUGUAUAUCUAUCGCAUGUAACUAAUCUGUAUCUCAAAUUUAUUCCUUAGUCUGGAG